GCACUUUAUCAAACCAAUUUACAUGGGCUGUACAACGAAAAUACAUUGAUACGGUUUAUAUUAAAUCAAAAAGAAAUAACUACAGGCCUUCCCCCAGGCAUGGUGCUGCUUGACUUCAUCCGUUACCAUCAGCACCUGGCCGGAACAAAGGUAGGUUGCCGUGAAGGCGAUUGUGGUGCCUGCACUGUGUUAGUCGGUGAGCUGGUAAAUGAGAAACCUGUUUACCGGUCGAUGACCAGCUGCCUUGUUCCUCUCGGUAACGUACAGGGAAAACACAUUGUAACGAUCGAAGGCAUCAAUGAACCAGACUCGCUAAACACGGUUCAGGAAUUAAUGGCAGAUGAGGGGGCUACGCAAUGUGGUUUCUGCACACCGGGCUUUGUUAUGUCAAUGACCGGCUUCUGUCUCGGGCAUAACAAACCUACAGGCGAGAAUGCUGUUGCAGCCAUCGACGGCAAUAUUUGCCGGUGUACCGGUUACAAAUCCAUUCAGCGUGCCGCAGAGAGACUCGCAACAAUAAUACAGGAUGAAAAUGAUAACGGACCUGUCGCUCGCGGUAUAAAUAAACAAAUCGUCCCUGCGUAUUUCGCUGGCAUAGGUGACAGGUUGUUAUUAAUUCACGAUACUGAAAAAAUUAAACAGCUUUCUGACCUGGCUGCUUCGCCUUCCCGUCCCCAUGUGGUGGGUGGCGGUACCGACUUAUAUGUGCAGAAGCAUGAUGAGAUGACGCAUGCCGGCAUUCGUUUUGUGUUCGAUCAUCCCUCGUUGUCAACCAUAUCGCUGCGGGAAGAACAGAUAAAAAAUACCCAUGCUAACAAGAAACAGGCAUCCGCCGAUCCUGAUUUCCUUUUCGUGAUGACUGAUGCGUAUAAAAAGUUCGGUGAAAAUGUUACAGAUCAAAACAAGAGAGAUAUCGCUGGCUGA
Molecule: messenger RNA, 924 nt
Organism: Ostertagia ostertagi
Lineage: Eukaryota; Metazoa; Nematoda; Chromadorea; Rhabditida; Trichostrongylidae
Source: the annotation of a GenBank genome assembly